Messenger RNA from Monoraphidium neglectum, 282 nucleotides. RefSeq lists its product as hypothetical. The transcript has a single exon. The coding region runs from base 1 to 282 and encodes 93 amino acids. NCBI's taxonomy places the organism in Eukaryota, Viridiplantae, Chlorophyta, Chlorophyceae, Sphaeropleales, Selenastraceae. The record is from RefSeq and is a predicted model, not a curated record.
AUGGCCGCAGCCGCGGCCGUCUCGGCGGCGGCCUCCGCGGCGGCGGCGGCGGCGGCAGCGUCCGCUGUCAGGGCGGCGGGCGGGGCGCCGGUCGGCGGGCCGCAGGUCGAGCAGCAGCCGCAGCAGCAGCCGCAGCAGCAGCCGCAGCAGCAGCAGCAAGAACAGCAGCAGCAGCAGCAGCAGCAGCCUCAGUCAGAGGGCUCGUUCGCGUUUGGUGGGUCGUCGGUCGGCGGUGACAGCGCGGGCGGCGCUGGGGACUCGCGGAAGCAGUCGCUGGCCUGA